Messenger RNA from Opisthorchis viverrini, 2980 nucleotides. RefSeq lists its product as hypothetical. The transcript is spliced from 9 exons. NCBI's taxonomy places the organism in Eukaryota, Metazoa, Platyhelminthes, Trematoda, Opisthorchiida, Opisthorchiidae. The record is from RefSeq and is a predicted model, not a curated record. The coding region runs from base 1 to 2724 and encodes 907 amino acids.
AUGUCCCAACCAACGCAGCUUACGGUUCUGGACACAUUCUUCAAUGGAGCAGCCCACAAUGUGACAACAAACAGUCCAACGUGGACCAGUUUUGUGACCAGCACGGCAAUUACGUGUAACGCAGAUACGGUUCAAAUCACAUGUCCACCAAGAAUGCACAUACAACCAGUGUCAGUGAACGCGCACCCCGAAAUACCUCCACCGCUUUCCAUUCCGGGGACUGUCAGUCCUAAGUGCUUCUGGAGCGAGGGCGAACGAGGCACAUAUAAUCAGAUCUAUCGCAGGUACAGCUCCAAGUGUCUUCGGACAGAUGCGCAUAUGCACGUCCGGCAUUUUUGUGAAGGUCGCUACUCGUGUAAUAUUUUGGGAAGUCAACUGCAGGACAACAGUACCGACUGCGCGAAACACAAUUUCCCCAUCCGGAUCGAUUACCAGUGUCUUCCAGAUUCGGAUACAACCCUGUUCGAGGCAAUUUGCGCGGAUACCUACAUGGAAGUGAAGUGUGAUGGACGUUCUCUCGCAGUCGCCGUACUCGCCGCGCGAUUAGAACAGAAGAUUGAUCAGCUGGCUGGCAGUCAACGGCCUGGAUGUCAAACCGUUCCCGGUGAUGGAUUGAACAUCAAGUGUCAAACGUCGUUUGAUGUGGCCGAAUCACUGCAGCUUGCAUGCAACGGACAAUCUUCUUGCUCCAUCAGUCCAAACACGGUUGGAGCAAACGGAAGGCAGCCAGGAACAUGCGGGAAGAUGCAUCUUAGUCUUACCUACGUUUGUGUUCCACCAGAAUGGAUUGUGAUGAACAAACAAUCCGUGCAACUCUCGGAACCAAAGAAACGCAGCAAAACACAAAGGCUACCCAAGGGUGCCAUUUCCAACAAGUUACUGACCAACCCAGAAGAGACUAGACACAGCCGAUACAAAAUGAAUGACCAAACGAACCAUAAACCAGACACCGCAGAAGAUGAUGAGGAAAUGAGCCAAGAUGUCCGUAAAACUCCAGCGGCUGAACCAAACGCACGCGAUUCAAAUCCACAGCAGUUGACAAGUGCAGUCAAACUCGGCUCCGCGAAGAAUAUUUUCCAACCCCUGUUUAUCGGUCUCGGAGUUGGUGCUGCAAUACUUCUGUUAGGGUUGAUUAGUUUGAUUGCAUUUUGUCAAAACCAUCGCAUUCCUACUCAGCGACUAAAGCAAUCGCAUGAUGACCCAAAGAGGCAUCAGAAAUCGCCGGGCAAUCGCACCUGUUCUUCAAGUUGUAAUUCCACAUGGCACAAGCAUUCAGUGAGUUGUCCACACGACCACCACUGGGCUGAACUGAACCGUCAUUGUCAUAGCUGUCUGCUUCAGGACGAGACAAGGCCACAAUGCUCACCAGUGGAACUUUCUUGUGCGGAAAAUGACCUGCAGCCAAGCGCGCCGUUUUCGAACAUGCAGGAGAGCUAUCUGCACCGUCACCACAGUCCAUUUUGCAAUCCCACCCCAACACCAAAUUUGUCUCUACCUGUCACCCAACUGUCGGGGAACGGCUCACAGAUGACAGCAGAGGGUUUCGUCUCGAACACUCCAGAUAUACAGUAUAUGAUGACUAUUCGAGCGGAGAAUGUCCCAAACGAAACCACAAACCCGUUCAUCUUGGAUCAGUAUUCGAUUAACCAGUCAAACAGUAGCAGCUCGGGUGUUGGGCUGAAUGGUACUCCUAUUGGAUACGGGGCACCUUUUUCAAUGAAUCUCAGUUCGAUUGCAUCGACGGAUCUUCGAAACAACCGUUUCGAUUCAAGCCUUUAUUCCGGCAAUCCGGUUAUGAAAUGCCUAUCGGCAGGUGGAAGUUCCUCCGGACGAGGUUGUGACGGUGGAAGCGGAGUGAGCGAGACUAGUGAAGCAGUUCAGUGCAACCCUCAAAGUUUCAAGCAGUUCUAUUCGGGACCGUAUCCCGGAAUUCCCGUGCCAGUUCAAUAUAGUCCACGAGUCUUUGGAAAGGCUUUUCCUGAUACCCAGGAGUCUGGUUUGACCAUGCCUGUGGAGUCUUCAACCGCCUAUUCCAUCAUGAAUUCGUGUUGUUUGCCCGAAUACCAGCACUACCUUCACAAAUCCUCUGUUCCAGAGUCCGACUACGGACAGUCGAUAGCAAGCGCUCAUUCAUCUGUAUCAGGCGUUAGCAAGCAAUGUUCCAACGCUCCAGUUCGUCGACCAAGUUUUCGUACGGCACUAGAUAUCAAACCCGGCCUGACUUCAACGCUACGGAGUGACAAACAUGGCGAGGAGAAUGAAAUGAGCACACGUUUUGUAGCCCUGACACCAGACCCUUCCAAACAAGCUCAAUACAAUGGAACGCAGUACAGCUUGGUUCGCAGGCAGAGUCAACGCAACCGAUAUUCCCCGAUCGCCGAUGAAGACGAGCGAGCCAUGACCUCAACCACGAACCGAACUCCAUCGAUGGAAAGUUUGACAGAACCGUUGUUAGAGCCUCCAACCAAUUUUAGGACAACCCCGGUUAGACAUUCGAGCGAUUUUGAAUGUCCAAACCAAAUACAGGAGAGUACAUCGGAUGACCAGGAUAGGUCAAUCACCAAGCCACCCGACGUGGUAUUAAAGACCAAAAAUUCAUCCAACUUCGCGCAGUUUGAUGACACUGAGUUGCCUCCUCCACCAAUCGCACCGCUGAGGGUGUUAUCGACCGCAUCCAACAGAAUUCCGGUGUCUUCAGACUCCCGGAUACAUAUGUGGAGAUGACAGUGAUAUCAAUAUCCUGACGGUUACACUUGAUUUUGCACAAUUUUGUGAAAUAGCCGCUAAAUUUUCUCCCUGCCACCAAAGUCAUUUUUCAAUUUUGUUUCCUUGUUCACAAGUUGUCCGAAGUUGCGUAAUGUCAACUUGUCUGAGUCUAAUUCAUGGCAGAUUUUGUUCACGCUGAUAUGGAAGUCAAACAAACCCAGCGAAGUUUUGUACAUACAGUUAGGAGAAAACGACCCGUAUACAUGUAUAUAGC